Pterocles gutturalis (yellow-throated sandgrouse) is the source of this 251-nucleotide messenger RNA. Its product is annotated as UDP-N-acetylglucosamine transferase subunit ALG13 homolog. The transcript has 2 exons. Gene Ontology annotation, biological process: dolichol-linked oligosaccharide biosynthetic process. The annotation marks the transcript as partial. The record is from RefSeq and is a predicted model, not a curated record. Lineage: Eukaryota; Metazoa; Chordata; Aves; Pterocliformes; Pteroclidae. Gene Ontology annotation, molecular function: hexosyltransferase activity.
GUGCAGGUAGCUGUCUGGAAACUCUAGAAAAAGGAAAACCACUCAUAGUAGUAAUAAACGACAAGCUGAUGGACAACCAUCAGCUUGAACUGGCAAGACAGCUCCACAGAGAUGGGCACGUCCUCUGCUGUAAUUGCAGCACUCUUGUGGAGACACUGCGGUUGAUGGACUUGUCAACUUUGAAACCUUUUCCACCUGGACAGCCAGAAAAGUUUGCUUUGUUCUUGGAUAAAGUUUUUGGGUUUCAAUAA